Daphnia magna is the source of this 789-nucleotide messenger RNA. RefSeq lists its product as uncharacterized. Bases 1 to 789 code for a protein of 262 amino acids. NCBI's taxonomy places the organism in Eukaryota, Metazoa, Arthropoda, Branchiopoda, Diplostraca, Daphniidae. Gene Ontology annotation, molecular function: protein dimerization activity. The transcript is spliced from 3 exons. The record is from RefSeq and is a predicted model, not a curated record.
AUGUCACGCGCUCUUCUUCUCAAUCCAAGUAAUGACGAGGUUUUUCUUCCUCUCAGAAGCAUUUAUAUUGGAGGCGAAAAGGCAGACGAGGCUCUUGACUACGCUCGGCAACCUAGAAGCGCAAGUGAUCCGGCCAAAAAACAGUUUUUUACUAUGUUUUUCCCCAAAGAAAGAGCCACUGCCGAGGAGAAAGCUAGGAAGUAUGCACUUGCGUACCUCAGUAAACAUCAAAUUCAGCUUCCUGCUAAAAAUGCUCCUUCAAGUGAUCCGAUUCUGAAACCGAAAAAUGUUCGUAAUCUUUGUCCUGCAUCCUUGUCUUCACUAUUCAAACGUUUUCCUUUGCUUAGUGACCAUUGCAAUGUUGUUGAGGCAGAAAAAGAAUGGAGAUCUCAUGUCAAUAUGCCCAUUGAUUACUUUGAAAUUGAUUCUAGUCAAUCUACUUUUGAAUUUUACAAUAUGGAUGUCGAAUUUUAUUGGAAUCGUGUAUUUGCUGCAAAACCUCCCAGUACGGAGCCACAAUUCCCCAACUUGAAAGUCUGUAUUUCUCUCCUACUUUCUUUGCCGUUUAGCAAUGCCUCUGCGGAGAGAUUUUUUAGUUCCAUGAAACUCACAAAAACUCCCGUACGCAACGCCUUACAUGACAAAUCUGUAAGUGCGUUGUUGAAGGCUAAUAAUUGGUUGAAAAAUGAAGGAACAACUGCUGGGAAAGUGGAAAUACCGGAUAAUCUAAUAAAUUUAGCCAAAAAGGUUAUAACCAAUGCAGCAAUCCAAGAUUCACAAUCGGAUUGA